UGUGUCCGGUGAAACAGUGACUCUUGUUCAGGGGGCGGAACUGAAGCAGCACUCAGUUGCAGUCGGAGGUAUUUCCCCGGUGGACUGGAGCUUCCGGUGCAUGACGAGCUAGCGGAAGGUGAAAGUGUUCGUGUUCGAGUCCGUGUUUGAAUCUCUCGCGUCGUUCGGACCUUUCCCUCGGACACGUGAGCAGAGGACGAGUCUUCAGAGCCGGACACGAUGCUUCGCUCGUAUUUCACCCGCAGCGGGAAACUGUCCGUUCUAAUCAAGCUAACGUGCUAGCGUUAGCAUUGAGCUAACCGGCUAGCCCGUUCAGCUGGUGCUCAGCGUCCGGAGACAGACCCUCAGGACCCGGACUCAGCGCCGCAGGUCCCCCCUCCACCCGCCGGCUCCUCAGCGUUUCUCUCGCGGCUGUCAGGGCAGCACAUCCCCGUUUCAUGUGAGCUCGGGGUCGGUGUCGACAGUUUAAUGGGAGGCGGGUUGUUUUGGAGGAGUGGACACUGCGGCCGUCAGCUGCGAGGAAAGCGGGGCUCCGGGCUCCCCGCCCCGCUCACAUGGAGUCUCUGGCCGAUUACGUGUACAAGGCAGCCAGCGAGGGUCGAGUCCUGACCCUGGCCGCGCUGCUGCUCAACCACUCCGAGGCGGAGACCCGCUUCCUGCUCGGCUACGUGACCCAGGUGUCCGGACAGAGAUCCACCCCCCUCAUCAUCGCUGCCCGGAACGGACACGACAAAGUGGUCCGGCUGCUCCUGGACCACUACCGGGUGGACACGGAGCAGACCGGCACGGUUCGGUUUGACGGCUACGUCAUAGAUGGAGCUACAGCUCUGUGGUGUGCGUCCGGAGCCGGACAUUUUGAUGUGGUGCGCCUGCUGGUGACUCACCAGGCUAACGUCAACCACACCACCAUCACUAACUCCACCCCGCUGCGGGCCGCCUGCUUCGAUGGCCGUCUGGACAUCGUCCGGUACCUGGUGGAACACAAUGCGGACAUCAGCAUCACUAACAAGUACAACAACACCUGCCUGAUGAUCGCCUCCUACAAAGGGCACGCGGACGUAGUCAAAUUCCUGCUGGAGCAAGGGGCAAACCCAAACGCUAAGGCGCACUGCGGCGCCACCGCCCUGCACUUUGCAGCAGAGGCGGGACAUCUGGACAUAGUGAAAGAGCUGGUGCGCUGCCAGGCAGCCAUGGUGGUGAACGGACAUGGCAUGACGCCGCUGAAGGUCGCUGCAGAAAGCUGUAAAGCUGAUGUUGUGGAGCUGCUGCUGGCGCACGCCGACUGUGACCCCAGCAGCCGCAUCGAGGCCCUGGAGCUGCUGGGCGCCUCGUUCGCCAAUGACAGGGAGAACUACGACAUCCAGAAGACGUACCACUACCUGCACACGGCCAUGAUGCAGCGGUACCACAACCCAGAAAACAUUAUCGCCAAAGAGCUGUUGCCACCCAUCGAGGCCUACGGGGGGCGUAGCGAGUGCCAGACGCCACGAGACCUGGAGACCAUCAGGGUGGACCGGGACGCCCUGCACAUGGAGGGGCUGAUGAUCCGGGAGCGAAUCCUGGGCUCGGACAAUAUUGACGUGUCACACCCCAUCAUCUACCGCGGCGCUGUGUACGCUGACAACAUGGAGUUUGACCAGUGCAUCAAACUGUGGCUUCAUGCGCUUCGCCUGCGGCAGAAAGGAAACCGCAACACACACAAGGACCUGCUGCGCUUCGCCCAGGUCUUCUCCCAGAUGGUGCACCUGAAGGAGCAGGUGACGGCCUCAGGCGUGGAGCAGGUGUUGAGCUGUAGCGUGUUGGAGAUUCAGCGCAGCAUGACUCGAGUGGAGGCGGCGGCCGAGUCGGAGCUGCCGCAGGCCCUGGACAAUUACGAGUCAAAUGUUUUCACCUUCCUGUACCUGGCCUGCAUCUCCACCAAAACCAGCUGCAGCGACGCCGAGCGCGCCCACAUCAACAAGCACAUCUACAACCUGAUCCAGCUGGACCCGCGGUCACGAGAGGGCUCCUCGCUGCUGCACCUCGCCAUCAGCUCCACCACGCCGGUCGACGACUUCCACACCAACGACGUCUGCAGCUUCCCCAACGCCCAGGUCACCAAGCUGCUGCUGGACUGCGGCGCACAGGUCAACGCCAUUGACCACGAGGGCAACACCCCGCUCCAUGUUAUUGUCCAGUACAACCGGCCAAUCAGCGACUUCCUCACGCUUCACGCCAUUAUCAUCAACCUGGUGGAGGCUGGCGCGCACACAGACAUGACCAACAAGCAGAAGAAGACGCCGCUGGACAAGAGCACCACGGGCGUCUCGGAGAUCCUGCUGAAAACGCAGAUGAAGAUGAGCCUCAAGUGCCUGGCGGCGCGCGCCGUCCGGCAGCACCAGAUCACGUACCGCAACCAGAUCCCCAAGACGCUGGAGGAGUUCGUGGAGUUCCAUUGAAACCGAACAGACGCUUUGUGCUUUUUAAAGAGUUUAUAAUUUUCUAACGAAUCCAAACGGUGCUGAGGACGAUGGUUCAGUGCUAAAAGUUUUUGAGCAUUUUUAUAAAUUAAAAAAAGUAGUUUUUUCUAUUUUAAGUAUUAAUUGCUAAAUACCAGCAGCCACAGUUUGUUCUGCCUGCGUCUCUGCAGCUCUCUGAAGGAACAGACCGGCGGCGGCGAGCGCAGGCGGAGGACAGCGCCACGUUUGUUUUGCCUUAUUUCCGUGGCGACGCUGACUCUGAGCGUGAAGUGUGUAGGAGACACGAUGAGACGUAAUGAAUGAAUGAGCCAAGAGACGACCGACCUCAGCUGCUUCCUGUAUCACGUGAUUUAUUUUAAUAUGAAGAGUUUUGUCACGUGGAUUAAACUGAUCAGGUUUUUACUUCGUUCUAUUUUAAAAGGUUGUUUUAAAGGGUUAGUUUGGGAACAUUUAUGGGUGAAAAUAUUUUUCUCUCUUGGUUUGUUUAAAUUAUCUAUGUGGCCUAAAGUAUGUGUAGCCCCCCCCCUCACUGGUUUCACGUGUGUUGCAGUUUGAAAGGAAGCAGUGUCGUCAUCACAGGCUCAGUGUGUCUGGAAUCAAAUCAUCUGACGUGUUGUUAAUCAUCAUGUGACCUGUCGGACGCGUGUUUGGAGCGUGUCCAGUUUAAACUGGUUCGGUUUUCAAAGCCAGUGACUUCAAGGUUAAAUCUUUGUGGUUUGAAGAAACUGGAUUUUAAACCCAUGGUUCAGUGUUUUUUCUCGGGGCUGUGCUCAUGUCCACAUACUUUUGGCCAUAACGAUUCCCCGUGAUUUAUAAAUUGUGAACCAGAUCUUUCCAGAACAUUGUGCCUGUAGAUCGAAGACUUUAAAUAAAGAUGGACGACAUGGACGCUCUUGUGGUGAUGUCUCCAAGUAACUGAUUCAAACCAAACUGAUCAGAAACAUCAGUGAGAGAAGAACGACCUGAAACGACAGAAACAUCUUUACAAACAUUGAUUUAACGUCUACUUUGAUUUUAAAUUUGGUCCAUGUCCCAACUGCUAACAUGGAGGAGGUGUAUGACCAGUACUGCAGCCAGCCACUAGGGGCUGAUCAAGAUGAUUUGGCUUCACUUCUAGGGAGCUGUCAUGUCGUCCAUCUUUAUUUAGUCUAUGCUGAAGAUCUUUGUAAACUGAGGGAUGUUUUUAUUUUUUAAUUUAUCGUUGAAGUCGUAGAAGUCACAUGGUUUACAUGUCCCCUGUUCUGCUGGAGCUUUAUCCUCAGCUUGGUUUUCUUCACUUUUUCUGUAAAUCAAAUAUGAAGAGGUUUUUGGUGUCUGGGUCCUGGUCCCUCAGGGUCUGGGUCCCUUAGUGUCCUGGUCCCUCAGGGUCCGGGUCCCUUAGUGUCCGGGUCCCUCAGGGUCCUGAACCCUCAGGGUCCGGGUCCCUUAGUGUCCUGGUCCCUCAGGGUCCUGGUCUCUUAGGCUCUGGUCCCUCAGGGUCCGGGUCCCUUAGUGUCCUGUUCCCUCAGGGUCCGGGUCCCUUAGUGUCCUGGUCCCUCAGGGUCCUGGUCUCUUAGGCUCUGGUCCUCAGGGUCCGGGUCCCUCAGGGUCCUGAACCCUCAGGGUCCGGGUCCCUUAGUGUCCUGUUCCCUCAGGGUCCGGGUCCCUUAGUGUCCUGUUCCCUCAGGGUCCUGGUCUCUUAGGCUCUGGUCCCUCAGGGUCCGGGUCCCUUAGUGUCCUGUUCCCUCAGGGUCCUGGUCUCUUAGGCUCUGGUCCUCGGGUCUGGGUCCCUUAGUGUCCUGUUCCCUCAGGGUCCUGGUCUCUUAGGCUCUGGUCCCUCAGGGUCCGGGCCCGGCUGCCAAAGGUCUUAGUGUCUGCCUGUCUAAACCUUGAGAUUGGUGCUUGAUAACAAUUUACAAAUCCCUCUUUGCUUCAGAAUGCUAACAUAGGAGCUGCUGCUGUUUCUGUGAAUGAGUCUUGGGGCAUAAAGCAUGAGUUUUACUAUCAA
Molecule: messenger RNA, 4446 nt
Organism: Hippoglossus stenolepis (Pacific halibut)
Lineage: Eukaryota; Metazoa; Chordata; Actinopteri; Pleuronectiformes; Pleuronectidae
Gene: fem1b
Product: fem-1 homolog b
Exons: 2
Coding region: 555-2438 (627 amino acids)
Molecular function (GO): protein binding
Source: RefSeq, a predicted model, not a curated record